AUGUGUUCUAAUGGUGUGUAUCAAUUAAAAAAAAUUUUAUUGAAAUAUAGUGAAACAGGGCAUAGUAGUAGGAAUGUUCGUUUUUUUUUGAGAUUUAUUUUACCCGAUUAUAAAGAAGAAAAUAAACAUUUAAAUUUCGAAAUACAACAUGAGCAAUAUGAAGAACCAUUAGCUAUAUUUGAAUAUAUAAAUAAUAGCAAAUACGAAAUAUCAUUAAAAGAUAUAAAAUCUAAGCAUAUUGUUGACAUUAUUAAUUUAUAUAAAGAUAGUGCUGGGAACACUGAUUUUUUAAAACAUGGUGGCCCUAAAGUUUACUCAAAUAGAAGAAGUAUUCAAGGAUUAUGGUGUCCAAGUAUAUAUAGUGAAUUAAAUGCCAUUUCUUAUUUAAAAAAAAAAAAAAAGAAUAAUAUUAAAUUGCCAAAAUAUACAAGAGAAAGUUUAAAUUUAAAUUAUGAUGUUAUAAAAGGCAAUGGUAGAUGGGGUAAUGAAAACUUAUUCCCAAAAGGUUUUGACCAAAAAUAUUUAAAAAACAUUUUUUGCUUUCCUUUUAUAGAUAGUUUGCCAAAAAAAAGUGAACAAAAUAAUAGUUGUAAUGCAUAUGAACCACAUAUAAAUUCUUUUUAUAAAUUUUACAAAAAUUAA
Molecule: messenger RNA, 642 nt
Organism: Plasmodium relictum
Lineage: Eukaryota; Apicomplexa; Aconoidasida; Haemosporida; Plasmodiidae
Product: ribosomal protein L43, mitochondrial, putative
Exons: 2
Coding region: 1-642 (213 amino acids)
Biological process (GO): mitochondrial translation
Cellular component (GO): mitochondrial large ribosomal subunit
Molecular function (GO): structural constituent of ribosome
Source: RefSeq, a predicted model, not a curated record